UAUGUAUUUAUAAAGUUCAGCAGCCAUAUGAGAAAUUAGCCUCUGUAUUCACCGGGGUCCUCCCACCCCUCUGUCUUCUUCUCUAAUCCGCCCACAUGUAUCGUCUGAGGAAAAAAAUAGUGCAGAAGGUGACGCUCCUCCAAAGGAACAGAGAGAGGCACAAGAGAGGGAAAGGCAAAGAGAGCGAGGUGUCUACAGGCUGCAUCUCCACUGAAACAUUUGGAUGGGGGAGACAGAGGAAGAGCUGAAUGGUAGCUACACCCUGCGCCUGGAAGCGUAGAGACACUGUAACAAAGGCUGGCAAUUAUUUUUGUUUUUGGCAAUAACAAAGGUGGGAAAGGGGCUCUGAAAUCGAGGGGAAAUAGCCAAAAGACAGAUUUUUGUUUUUCAGGGGGACUUCUGCUUCAUUUCAUCCGAAAGACUCAUCCCGUGCCAUCAUCAGCAUGACCAUAAGCUCUAAGUAACAUUCGGCAAUAACGCUAUCAAAACAAGAUUUCCAGCAACAGUCGCGCGCAAUCCUAUUUCUGAUUUAUUAUAAUCGCGUGGAGGAAAAAACCCUCCACAAAAAACAGAAAAAAAACAAACAAACCCCAAAAAACAGAUCAGCUGAAUGUCUGCGAGAAACUGGAUACUCUGUGAAAUCGUAAGAAAGAGCGAUCUAACAAAGAAAACUACAUUUUGAUUGAUCUUUUUAAAGCUUGAUGUGCGUGUUUCUGCGCGCACUCGAAUCGAACCAGAACCAAAAGCAAACUCCUCAGACUCCUCCCUCCUCCUCCUCCCUUCGGUUUCUCUCAUCCUCUCCCUCCCCCCGGUCCUCUAUGCUCAGUUCGGUGUGUGUAUCCUCUUUUAAAGGGCGCAAGGGUGGGAACAAGUCGUCCAACAAAGCAUGUUACAGCGCAGACAUGACUUGUCCGUCGGAAAGCGAGAAAAUCGUGAUAAACUGCGGGGGGGUGCGGCAUGAGACCUACCGGAGCACCCUAAAAACGUUGCCCGGUACCCGCUUGUCGUGGCUCACCGAGCCGGACGCGUUCAGCAACUUCGACUACGACCCCAAAUUAGACGAGUUCUUCUUCGACCGCCACCCGUCGGUGUUUUCCUUCAUCCUCAACUAUUACCGCACCGGGAAGUUGCACUGUCCCAACGAUGUGUGCGGUCCCCUGUUCGAAGAGGAGCUGGCCUUCUGGGGCAUCGAUGAGACGGACGUGGAGGCUUGUUGCUGGAUGAAUUACCGGCAGCAUCGGGAUGCGGAGGAGGCGCUGGAUAGCUUCGAGACUCCAGAACCGGACGCGCCAGACGACGACCCGGCGCUGGGUGGUGCGGAUGGGGACUUGAAAAGACUGUGCAUGCAAGAGGACGCGAGGAAAGCGGGCUGGUGGAAAACCUGGCAACCCAGAAUAUGGGCACUCUUUGAAGACCCCUAUUCCUCCAAAUAUGCCCGGUAUGUGGCUUUUAUCUCCCUAUUCUUCAUCCUCAUCUCCAUAUCCACGUUCUGCAUGGAGACGCACGAGGCCUUCAACACCAUCCUCAACAAGACAGAGAACGUCACAGUGGGCAACAUGACUCGUGAGGAGAUAGUUUACGAGGUGGUGACUGACAGCUGGCUGACAUAUGUGGAAGGUGUGUGUGUCAUUUGGUUCACCAUUGAGGUCCUGCUUCGAGUCACCUUCUGCCCUGACAAGUUUGAAUUCUUCAAAAGCACCCUCAACAUCAUCGAUUUUGUUGCCAUCCUGCCCUUCUAUCUGGAGGUUGGUCUGAGUGGGCUGUCCUCCAAAGCUGCCAAGGAUGUCCUGGGGUUCCUGCGUGUCGUCCGAUUUGUUCGUAUCCUCCGAAUCUUCAAGCUGACUCGCCACUUUGUAGGUCUCCGUGUCCUUGGCCACACCCUGCGUGCCAGUACCAAUGAAUUCCUCCUGCUCAUCAUCUUCUUAGCUCUUGGUGUCCUCAUCUUUGCCACUAUGAUCUACUAUGCUGAACGAAUUGGUGCAGACCCAGAUGACCCAACAGCCAGUGCCCAUACCAACUUCAAGAACAUCCCCAUUGGAUUUUGGUGGGCCGUUGUGACCAUGACCACGCUGGGUUAUGGAGAUAUGUACCCGGAGACAUGGUCAGGGAUGCUGGUGGGUGCGCUGUGUGCCUUGGCUGGUGUGCUAACCAUUGCUAUGCCUGUACCUGUCAUUGUCAACAACUUCGGCAUGUACUACUCUCUGGCUAUGGCCAAACAAAAGCUUCCCAAAAAGAAGAACAAACAUAUCCCCCGAGCGCCACAACCAGGGUCCCCCAACUACUGCAAGCCAGAUGCCUUGGCGAUGGCUACUGCAUCACCACAAAGAAUCUUGGGAAAUGUCUUAGGAGGAGUGAUGGGGUCUGGAGGAAUAGGAGGUGACUGUCCUCUUGCCCAAGAAGAAAUUAUAGAGAUCAACAGAGAUUCUAAGCAGAAUGGUGACGCAGCCUCAGCCGCCUUGGCUAAUGAGGACUGCCCCACCAUCGACCAGGUGCUGAGCCCGGAUGAGAGGAGUCCUAUUGGGCGAGGCCCCACUCGGGAACGCUACCAGCAGGACAGAGCCUGCUUCCUUCUUAAUACCAGGGAAUUCCGUGCCACAGAUGGGAAUGUGCGGAAAGGUUGUGUCAUAUCACGCGUGUGCCGCCACUGCAGUGCAAGUGUAACUAAAGUCUGACUCUAGGUAGGUACAUAUUCCCUCUAUAGUGUAAAUUAAGUGUGACUUUGGGCAGGAAUUAUGUCAUCACUGAAUACAGUGACAGCCAGACUCACCGUUUCCCUUGAUAGAGAAUCCCAGAGCACAAAACCACAGAUGAUUGUUGUUGUAAAUGCAGCAGAUAGCCCAGAGAGGAGGAGAGCAGACUGUGAGAGACUGCAGUGGCCGAGACAUGAUUAACUUAUUUUAUUUUCAUUUCACAAUAUUUCUUCUUCUUGGAUUUUUUUAAAACAAAGUCUGUGUGUGACAAAAGCAAACUAAUGUCAGCUGAACAACCAUCACAACCAUGUUACCACCUGAUCUCAUUGCUUUCUAUCACUUUCACCUUUCAUAUAAUCAACAAAUGGGAACUGCUUUUCUGUCUCUCAAUUUCCAUUUUUACCGAUAUGCCAUUCGGCAAGUGUUACGAAUCACAUUAAAAAGCUUGAUUGAAGAAAUCAGUUUAUUAAAUGUGAGAUCAUAUUAAAGCCAGAAAUUAAGAAGACCACCAUUACCAACUUUAUUUGAAUAUACACUCACAGGCCACUUUAUUAGGUACAUCUUGCUAAUACCGGGUGUGACCCCUUGCUGGUCGAUUUUGAUGAUGACGAUGAUGAUUUUAUGAUAGGAUAACACAGUUGCUGGAUAUUUCUCUUGCACAUCCAUGGUGAAAAUCUCCUUUUCUACAAAAUCCCGAAGGUGCUCAUUGUGAUGCUGAAGAAACCACUUUGAGAUUAUUUGAGAUUUGUGACAUCCUGCGUUAUCCUGCUGGAAGCAGCCAUCAGAAUAUUGGUACACUUCUGACCAUGUUCAUAAAGGGAUGGACAACUAAAUAUCCCCAGCACCAUUACACAACCAGCAGCUUGAACCAUUCAUGGGUUCAUGCAGUUUACAUCAAAUUGUGACCCCAUCAUCCGAAUGGAAUCGAGACUCAGGUCAGACAAUGUUUUUCCAGUACCCUGUUGUCCAGUUUUAGUGAGCCUGUGGCAAUCAUAUCCUCAGUUUCCGGUUCUUAGCUGACAGGAAUGGCACCCGUUUUAUUCUUCUGCCACUGUAGUACAUCAGCUUUCAGAGAUGCUCUUCUGCAUACCUCAGUUGUAGCAAGUGUUUAUUGUCAUCUUGAAGCAGUCUGAUCAUUGUCCUCUGGCAUCAACGAGGCAUUUUCACCCAGAGACAUGCAGCUCAAUAGAUAUUUUUGCAGUUUUGGACUGUUCUCCAUAAACUCUAGAGGUGUUUGUGUGGGAAAAUCCCAGUAUAGCACUUUCUGAAAUCAGACCAGCUUGGUGCUAAGUCACUGGCACCAACAACCAUAUCCUAAAAGCCUAAAUAAACUGAUUUGCUGACAUGUGGUUGGCUAGUUAGAUGCUUGCCAUAUUUAACAGUUGAAAAGGUGUACUUAAUAAAGUGAGUGAGUGUAUAUAAAACAUAGCUAUUACGCGAGCAGAGUGGAACACUUAGCAUGCUGCAUGGUGAUCUUUAACAAUAUAUAGAAAAUACUGAAAAGAAUUUGUGACUAAAAUCAAAGAAUCGACUUUUGUUAAAAGUUCUUAUAAAGGAUUAUUUUUUGUGAACCCCCAUAAAUCAUACGUCAUAUCUUCAGAUAUGCAGAGCAUUAAUCCAAAUUAGAAGUUGUCUAAUAUUCAGCCUUUACUGUUUUUGUAAAUCUUCACGAUUAUGACUAUUCUGUUUCCCUUUUUAAAGAAAAGAAAACAUCUUUUCUUACAUGUGAAUCUGAACAGUAAACUUAAAAUCAUGUUUGAUUUCAAGCAUACAUUGUGCCAUAAAAAGAUCUUUGCUUGUUAGCUGUAGGAAAGGCACCUUCAGAUUAUUUCAAUUUGACUAUUUUAACUGUUAAACAAUAUUAAGAAUAAAUAAGCAGAGAUGUUUGAGUUUUGAUCUUCAACUCUCACUCUGAAAGCACACUAUCAAGCGUUGUUCAGUUCCAACAACAUACCAGGUUUGUUUAUUUUUUCUCCUCCCGUCUUGUACUCAGUCAGCAGUUUUUCUAUACAUGGCUGCCACUUGAUGUAAACUGACAGUUUGUCUUGAUGCAUUUGCGUGGUAUGAGAAAAACGUUCCUCUAACUUAACUUGAGAAUGAAGCAGCACCAGAUUUGCCAGGCAGCUUUUCAAAAGUGUUUGUGGUAUGUUACGCCAAAGAUGACCAUUACAGUGACAUAUUAAUGAUGCAAAUAUGCAUCAUUAAUAUGUCACUGAGGUACCAUCUGACGAAAGUGUUUGAGUAAAAAAAAAAGAAAUACUUUGAUUUAAGGUUGGUUAUCUAGAGUGGUAGAAUCGGCCACUUUGACCCUGAAUGUUGUCAUAUUUUUCCAUUGCAACAGGAAGACACAAAGGGUGUCACACUGGAUCAGUGGCUGUUCUUUGUUGUCUGACGCAGCCUUAUGGUGGAUGGAGUUUGACAAAAAUUUACAUGCAUAACUUAAGUAUACAGAAACCACAAACUCUGCUCCAGCAUCACAGUGUUAGAGCAUUACAUUCAUUUCAGCUAACAUGAGCAUAUUGCUAGUAAAUGUAUAAAACUCCACUCACUAUAAGUCAGUCAGUCAUUGUUAGAGCAGAUAGCUGCUAUCUAACAAUGGGGCCUUUCACUACAGCUGAUGCAACAACACUGUGAGCACAACACAACCUUGUUUGUGGCUGCUUCCUACAAGAAGGGCUCAGUGUAUGCAUGAAGUGUUUUGGACCAAAAAUACAGUGGGAAAGGAAACGUAGUCUUAGAUGAAUUGGUUAUUUGUUAAGCUAAAUGCAAAGUGUCACGCAUUAUAAUUUAAAGGUCCUUUUGUAGCUGGAAAGCGUUUUAAAUGAACUUCUUUGUUUCCCACUGUAAUCAAAAUAGAAAGUGACUCAGUAGUCACUCACAACAGGAUGUGAUUACCGAGGGUACAAAGUGAUUUAAAUGUGGCUGAGAGGACAUUUUUGUUUUGGCCAUUUGAAGUUUAUACCAAGUAAAUACAAAAUGGGCUGCUGACAAAGCAUGAUAUGAUUCCACAUAAACUUCAUGUGGUCAACUACAAUGUAUCAGUGAUAUCAGAGUAUUUGCUGUUGUGUAAACUGCGGUUUUGGCCAAAUAGUUGUCCAAAUUACCUGAACAUCGGACGUUACCGUGCACAAGGUGUUGGGUAAUUUAUGCAAUGGCCUGUUUAUUGCUGUUAAAUUUUUUAAUAUCUACAAAUCUUUUGCGUUUAUGUUUUUUGAGGAAAAAAAGGCAUAUCAUAACUCGCAUUUUCUUGUCUUGUCUGUCUUGUCUCUGUCUGUCUGUCCUUUAUAUGUCUUUAUGAUUUUCAUUAAAUAUCCUUCAUUUUCUUUUCUCUUCACUUUUGUGGUUCUUUUUUUAAUUCCUACUUUCAACAUCUUCAACCUCAUGUUCAUGUUUCAAAACUAUGAAACCUUCAUAAAAAACAUUCUGCAUAUGGGAAUUUUUCAUAUUAUCUGUAAACAUUUCACUGAUUUUCUUUCCAUUUAUUUGCACAUGACAUAAAAAAAAAUACAAACAAUUUAUUAAACUGAUUUAUUAUUAUAUUGAUUGUCUUAAAGCAACCGGCUAUGAAAAAUCUCGCAGUCUUAAUAACAUAUCGGGAAUGACUGGGUCAGCACUGCGACUCGCUCCUAUUACUAGCCCGCCUUUUGAGACCUAUGAGGCUCCAGGACCUCUG
This is a messenger RNA of Haplochromis burtoni (Burton's mouthbrooder), 6363 nucleotides long. It is a transcript of the gene kcnc3b, whose product is annotated as potassium voltage-gated channel, Shaw-related subfamily, member 3b. The coding region runs from base 702 to 2672 and encodes 656 amino acids. The record is from RefSeq and is a predicted model, not a curated record. Gene Ontology annotation, cellular component: dendrite membrane; voltage-gated potassium channel complex; axon. The transcript is spliced from 6 exons. Gene Ontology annotation, biological process: potassium ion transmembrane transport; protein homooligomerization. Lineage: Eukaryota; Metazoa; Chordata; Actinopteri; Cichliformes; Cichlidae. Gene Ontology annotation, molecular function: protein binding; delayed rectifier potassium channel activity.